UUGGAAUUGGAAAGCAAUUUAUUCAGCAAUAUACAAUGGGAAAGUGACAGGUUACUGAUGAUGUGUAUUGUGCACAUGUGGUGCGCUGCAGCUGUAUUGCAAUUGGGGACCCAACAAACUCAGACCCUAGAGACGAGAGGAGGCACAAGGUGAGCCCGGAGACCAGUCACUGAUAUGAUCGGCAUAACGAGACGUGGGCAGGGCAGCAGCGUCUUGUGAACACAACUGGGUGUCACCCUGCCAGGAAGACUCGCUCUCAUUAACCCGAAGGAACAUAUCCGGGUGUCCCAAAUGCAGCAGCACAGUGUGCGGAGGGGCUGAGCCCGGCCAUGUGUACGUACACCUGCGCAUGACUGCAGCUCGGAUGUCCUUGCAGAUAGUGCCGAUAGCUUCGCACUGCCCGCGGCCACAGCUGCUGGAUGCCCGUGACAGCUGCUGGGAUCCGGUGUGUCCUCGCUUCCCCCGGGGAUGAUCAAUAAGGUGAAAGCAGCAGUGUCCGGGCUGGUGGGGUCUCUAUCCAACAAGCACAGCGCCCUGCCCGGCCCAGUUGCCCCCCCUGAGAAGGAGCCCCCCAGGGCUGUCACCGCCAAGCCGCAGCCGCCCUGCAGACCCGGCUUCCUGAAGUUGUCACCAGAGGAGUUUCAGAAAUCGGGUGAUCACAAUGGCAGGACAGUGCUGAGCCCUAAGACCCCCGGGGAGCUGCAGUGGGGGACCGGUUACGCAGAAGUGAUUAAUGCUGGAAAAAGCCAGCACAAUGAAGACCAAGCUUGUUGUGAAUUUGUGGUUGUUGAAGAAAGGGAUAACAAAUGGAAUAACAAUUGCAGUGAAUUACGCACUGAGGAAAGCUUCAACUCUGAUUUGCAAAGAAGUAACAAGGUCAGUGACAUGCUCUGUUUCUAUUACUGGGGACUAUUUGAUGGUCACGCCGGAUAUGGAUGUGCAUUAACUUCAUCAAGGCUCCUUCACCUUCACAUUUGCGAUCAGCUAAGAGACCUUGUAUAUAUCCUGCAGCAGCCUACAGUUGCUGCUCCUCUGUGUCUGUGUAACGCCACUGCGGCAGAAAAUGCUUCAUGCACUCCAACUCAUGAGAAAACUGAGCCCCCUCUGGAGACCACAAUCCGUUUCCACACUGAGAAACAAGUGUUUCCUGAGAGCCUUGUCAUUGGAGCACUGGAAAAUGCUUUCAAACAAAUGGAUGAACAAAUUGAAGGAGAAAGAACUUCACAAAACAUUGAAGGAGGCUGCUGUGCUCUAGCGGCUGUCUGCUUGAUGGGCAAGCUUUUUGUAGCCAACGCUGGUGACAGCAGAGCUAUAAUCAUCCGACAGGGGAAAACCAUUUCAAUGUCACAAGAGUUCACUCCUGAAACUGAAAGGCAGAGGCUGCAAUUCCUGGCUACCUUGAAGCCAGAGCUGUUGGGAAACGAGUUUACUUGCCUGGAGUUCCCACGAAGGAUACAGCAGAAAGAACUAGGGAAACGAAUGUUGUAUCGCGACCACACCAUGACAGGCUGGUCUUAUAAGGCUAUUGAAGAAGAAAAUAUGAAGUUCCCACUUAUUUAUGGAGAAGGCAAAAAGGCUAGAGUGAUGGCCACCAUCGGAGUAACACGAGGGUUUGGAGACCAUGAUCUUAAGGUGUAUAACUCAAACAUCUACAUCAAGCCAUUCUUAUCUUGUGUACCUGGGGUGAAAGUUUAUGACUUGGCUGGAUGUGAGCAUGGAGCUGAUGAUGUCAUGGUAAUGGGCACUGAUGGACUGUGGGAUGUCAUUACUGACAGAGAAGUGGCAGAUAUUGUUCAGAGAGUGUUUGCUUCACAUGGUACUGACCAUCCAAACAGAUAUAAUCUCGCUGCACAAGAACUUGUUCUCCGUACAAGAGGGGUUCGGAAAGAGAGUGGCUGGAGGCUAGUUAAUGGAAAGAUGGCCUCUCUGGAUGACAUAUCCGUGUUUGUUAUUCCAUUAAUUGGGUAUGGGAGCUGAGGACAACAAAAUGGAAGAUAUAUGUAUAUUAUUGGCACAAGGAUGGUACAUUACCUCAGUGCUAUCAUUUGGAGGCACAGCAAGCGCUAAGCACUUUAACAGAAAACACUUUCCUCAAAGACUCCGUAUUUGAAGCAUAUAUUUUUUAUUUAAAUGCACAUUACAGGUUUGCAAAAGCUUAAAGCCAGUCUGUAAUAAAAUCAGGUUAUGUGACACACUAAGGUCAUUCCAAGUUAUUUCAAAUUAAUCUACAAAUUAGACAGUAUGAAUCGUUUCCCUUUUAGGAACAUUUCCUAAACGGUCAAAAAUAUUGCAUUGUGAAUAGCUUACAUAAUGCAGUUCAUGCUGUACAUAUAUGAAAGUACAGUGUAAAUACAGGAAAGGGAAACGUCAAGCAAAGUGAUGCCCUUUUGGUAGAACUAGACAUAAAAAUAAAAAAAUGCGAUAUACAGAAUAAAGGGUCUAAUUCAGAUCUGAUCGCUCCUCUGCAAAUUUGCAGAGGGAUGCAAUCAGAUAGUCGCCGACUAUAGAGAGUGAAAACCCCGCCCCAUGCAAGUGUGCGAAUUAAUGCAUUUUUCAAACAGUACACCAUGUGAAAACUGAAACAGUGCGCCAUGCGAAAACUUCACCAGACAGCGGACAGCUGCAAAUCUGUUCACAACUCACCAUCAAAUUAUUUUUCCAGUAUGUGCAUAGCCCAGUACUCACUCCUACAGUGCUAUAGAAUAAGGCUGUUUGGGGCUGGUGCUGACAUCACACACCCUCCCAGAAAACGCUUGGGAACGCGUUUUUUUCCUGACACUCCCAGAAAAUGGCCAGUUAGCACCCACAAACGUCCGCUUCCUGUCAGUCACCAUGCGUACGCCUAGCGAUCGAAAUUUUCGCACCAUUCUGUCACUGUUUGAGCUCGCGCCUGCACACUGUGGUGCAUACGCAUGCGCAGUCAUUCGAUAACUGUCCGCUGUGCGAUUUCGCAUAACAGUGGUCAGGUCUUAAUUAGGCCCAAAAUCAGAUACUGAUAAACCCAACAUGCAGCAGAGAAGUUAUAUUGUAGAUUUCUAAACACACGGGAUAAAAAUAGGUACUGUGGAUUCGCACUGUGUAUUGUCCAUAUACAGCGAAUCAAGUAAUGCUGAAUGUAAAACAUUGGAUAUACAGUGCACCCGGGCCCAGAAAAUGCCAUACAAAACUGGGCCUAAUACAGUAAUGGUGCCUGAUGUGCAUACAAAUGUGUUUGUAUUUUAUUUUAUAUAUUAACAAUUUACUUUUAAAUAAAAUGGUUUAUGGAUUCA
Pseudophryne corroboree (corroboree frog) is the source of this 3269-nucleotide messenger RNA. RefSeq names its product protein phosphatase, Mg2+/Mn2+ dependent 1J (gene PPM1J). The record is from RefSeq and is a predicted model, not a curated record. Gene Ontology annotation, molecular function: protein serine/threonine phosphatase activity. The coding region runs from base 469 to 1977 and encodes 502 amino acids. Lineage: Eukaryota; Metazoa; Chordata; Amphibia; Anura; Myobatrachidae. Gene Ontology annotation, biological process: protein dephosphorylation. The transcript is spliced from 10 exons.